GCGGCGGCGGCUGGAGCGGGAUGGGACGGAGCGCGGCGCCAGUCUCAGAGCACUGUCUUCCAGAGUUCUCUUCUCUUGACUGCUUUGUGUGAGGAAGAAGGAAAAAAUACUGCUGCAGAAAAAGCCACCUGAGUGUGCCAGGAAGUUAGAGAGCAGCUGUUUUCUCAGAGGCGUAGACAGUACGGAUAUUCCACGCUCCUUUUUAAAUGAUUGUGAGCCAUGCCUUUGGUGAAAAGGAACAUUGAACCACGGCAUCUCUGCCGAGGAGCUCUGCCAGAGGGAAUUACAAGUGAACUGGAAUGUGUAACAAAUAGCACCCUUGCUGCUAUCAUACGCCAGCUAAGCAGCUUAAGCAAACAUGCUGAAGACAUAUUUGGUGAAUUGUUUAAUGAGGCCAACAGCUUCUACAUCAGAGCAAAUUCCCUCCAAGACAGAAUUGAUCGCCUUGCUGUCAAAGUCACCCAGCUGGAUUCAACAGUGGAAGAGGUAUCCUUACAGGAUAUCAACAUGAAAAAAGCAUUCAAGAGCUCAACAGUUCAAGACCAGCAGGUAGUUUCAAAGAACAGCAUUCCGAACCCGGUGGCUGAUAUUUAUAAUCAAAGUGACAAACCACCACCUCUGAAUAUUCUUUCACCUUAUAGGGAUGAUAAGAAAGAUGGAUUGAAGUUCUAUACUGAUCCUUCCUAUUUUUUUGAUCUUUGGAAAGAAAAAAUGUUACAAGAUACUGAAGAUAAGCGAAAAGAAAAGAGGAGACAAAAGGAGCAAAAGCGUAUAGAUGGCACCACCCGUGAGGUGAAAAAGGUUAGAAAAGCCAGGAACAGACGCCAGGAGUGGAAUAUGAUGGCAUAUGACAAAGAGCUUAGACCUGACAACAGGUUGUCUCAAAGUGUGUACCAUGGAGCAUCUUCCGAGGGAUCACUGUCCCCAGAUACUAGGUCCCAUGCAUCCGAUGUUACAGAUUAUUCUUAUCCUGCUACUCCGAAUCAUUCCCUCCAUCAGCAGAUUUCAAUGCCUUCCUAUGGAGCAGGAGAUGGUCCACAGUACAUGGCAGCGUCCCAAAGCCACGAGCAUGAAUACAGACCGCCCUCCACCACUGUACGACACGCCACUUUAAACAGACCUCAGCAGCCACCUCCCCCUCCACCCCAGCCUCCAGAUGGCCAGCACAGCUCAGUACCUGUGGUACCAGCAGAAUAUGGGAUGCUCCCAGCUCAGAUGGUGGAUUACUACAAUCCUACAGGUCCUCCCCCUCCUCCUCCCCCUCCUAUGAUUCCUUCAGCACAAACUGCGUUUGUUAGUCCCCUUCAGCUUCCCGUGCCACCUUCCCAUUCCGGACUGGUGACUGGCUCUACAUAUGCAGCUACUCAUCCUCCUCCUUCUGGUGGGCUUGUUGUCACUGCUCCUCCUCCUCCUGGCCCACCUCCUCCCCCUCCAGGCCCUCCUGCUGCAGGUGCAUCCCUCUCUUCCUCCCCCAUGCACGCUCCUCCGGUGUCGGAGGCGAAGCAGGCACCGAUGAGCGAUGCACGGAGCGAUCUGCUGGCUGCCAUCAGGAUGGGAAUUCAGCUGAAGAAGGUGCAGGAGCAGCGUGAGCAGGAGGCGAAGCGCGAGCCCGUUGGCAAUGACGUGGCCACCAUCCUGUCGAGGCGCAUUGCCGUGGAGUACAGCGAUUCCGACGACGACUCCGAGUUUGACGAGAACGACUGGUCAGAUUGAACGUGGUCCAAGCCUGCUGGCAACUGCAUUAAAUACUUGGCUUCGGUGAUUGCUUUGUUAGCAAGAUGUAAAGCAGGACGUUGACAUGUGUUAAGGCUAGUGAGGGAAGUGCUAAAAUUGAAUUGGUAUUAUUCAGAAUGCUGUAGCUUAGCAACUCUGGUAAUAAUGAUGUGAUUAUGCUUAUGCAGAUCAGAAACUUGUCUUACUUUCAGUAUUUACUGCAUAAUACUUAAGUGCCACUAAAUGUAGCAACUCUUGUGCUGCGUGCAAGAUAUGAUGCAGUUGUUGCACUGUUACAGAACCAGCAUUUUAUUUUACUUUCCUGUUCUUGAAGGGAUAAAAUAUAUUUUUUUGACUUUACAUCUUACUCUUUUAAUUAUGUAAGCAACUUAGAUACUUGUGAAUUGGUCUGGUUGUUAGUCUUUGAGGGCAGCUUACUGUAUAGCUGAGUGAAGUGUUGAGUUUCAUAAAUGUGACUUCUAGCUUUUUUAUUAGGUACUAAUUAUGCCCACCUUAGUCUAUUUUUAACCACUUUUGGGCUUAAGUUUUUAUGCAUACAGAAUUGAUUUUAUACUAUCUUCCUUUUUAUCUUAAAAAUGUAGCACAUGACGAAAUGUAUACUUUGAAGAAUGACCCCAAGUGAUCAAAAAAGAACAUUUGGUGAGCAGACAGAUAUGUCUGUAAUGGUACCAGCUCUAAGUUACUGGCUGCUUGUUAGGAAGAGUGUUGGGGGGGUCUCUACUGGGUAGCAGAUGCAUGUCUGUGUUAUAAAUGGAAAUGAAAAUACCUGUAGAGCUUUUCAGUCUUAAUAUAAGAUCAACUGGAUGCAGGAUAGACCUGAUGGAAACCCUGUGGCUGUUGCAGUGCAGAAAUGCUACUGCUAUUACUAAAGAUUGGAACAGUCUGGAUCUAGCAAUCAGAUACAUUUCACAAGUAUUAAACUUGGUCUUUAUGCCUGUAGUUAUACAUGUGUGUAAAUAAGUUCUGUUGUUGUUGAUUUGUACAUGUGUAGUUGUGUAGCACAUUGACUCAGAACUCUUAUUUUGAAUGUAUUUCUUUCCCAGUACAUCCCAUGGAUAAAA
Passer montanus (Eurasian tree sparrow) is the source of this 2795-nucleotide messenger RNA. It is a transcript of the gene WASF3, whose product is annotated as WASP family member 3. Gene Ontology annotation, molecular function: Arp2/3 complex binding; protein kinase A regulatory subunit binding; actin binding. Gene Ontology annotation, cellular component: cytoskeleton; SCAR complex. NCBI's taxonomy places the organism in Eukaryota, Metazoa, Chordata, Aves, Passeriformes, Passeridae. Gene Ontology annotation, biological process: actin cytoskeleton organization; positive regulation of Arp2/3 complex-mediated actin nucleation. The record is from RefSeq and is a predicted model, not a curated record. The transcript is spliced from 11 exons. The coding region runs from base 220 to 1713 and encodes 497 amino acids.